AUGUCAUCCCAAGAGGAACAACUAGAAGAGUGGCAUGCAUCAAAAGAUGUUAUUGAGUAUGCCAUAAAAUCUCUUGAUUCCAAAAACAUACUACAGAGUGUCGAGGCAUUGAUUGAUGUUAAUCUAUUAAGGCACCAACGUCUCUUGGUAGCUACAGUACUCGGAGUACAGUGUGAGACAGACAAAGCUGCAGCAUUGGCUGCUCUAGUGAAGAUCCUUAAUGGCUUCAUUCCAUCUAUUGGGUAUAUGACUGGCAGGGAAUGUGUUUUGAGGUUAGUCGAUGGGAUAUUUAGGAAAGAUUCUACGGUGUACUACAAUAUGAUCGAGUUACUUUCAUUUCUAAUUCGAGAUGAAGUGAUGAGCGAAGGUGUUGCAUUUGCGCUAAUAUAUUUCUUACUGGGGGAGGCGAACGAUGAGAGUAUUUCCAUAGUAUGCUAUAUUAUGUGCUCUUUUGGUAAGCUUUUACAAGAGUUUGAUAAAGAGUCAGAAGCAGACAUCGCUGAGAAACUACGUGUGAUAUAUGAGAAUCCUCAUACGAACAAGGAGACGUACAGUGCACUAAGCAAAUUUUUCGACAAAAGGCGACUAAUGUACAAUGGCCAGCAAUGGAAUAUUGACUUUCCUUUUGUCGAAUCCAACGUACAUAAUAUAGUUGUGGAUUUCUCUACACAAACGCCAUGCAUAGAUCUAGAUACGUUCAAAGUAGAUGAAGAUCCAGAACAAACGAAUGUUAAGUACAGUGGGAUCAGGGCAGAAAUAAUAGAAGCUUUUUUUGAGAAGAAAGAGAAUAAAAGCAGCAUCAAUGAUAUGACGGAUGCAGACAAAACAGCAUUCAAGAAGAAAAUAUAUUUAAUCCUAAAAGGUUCGUUAUCUGGUGAUGAAGCAGCCCAUAAAAUUCUUAAAUUAAAAUUAAAGGCACCAGAAAAAACGCUAGUCGCAGAUAUUGUAGCGAGGGCUUGUUCACAAGAAGCUACCUAUUCCAAAUUUUAUGGUAUAUUAACUGAAAGAUUAUGCUCAUUUCAUGAUUCCUGGAGGAAUAGCUUUGCAAACACAUUCUACAAUGAUUAUGAAUGCAUGUCGGAUAACGACCCGUCGAACAUCCGUAAUCUUGGUAAAUUUUGGGGUCACGCUUUGGCUACCGACUGUAUUCCAUUCGAGGUAUUUAAAGCCGUCCAUAUGAACGAGAGAGAUUCCAACGCUGCAAACAGAGUGUUCCUAAAAUUCUUAUUUCAUGAGUUAGUUUUGGACAUGGGAAUCGACAAGCUCAAGAGCAAAUUCGAUGAACCAGACUUGCAAGAUCAUCUAGUAAACCUUUUCCCCAAUAAAGAAUAUGAUGAUAUCAUGUUUUCAAUCAAUUAUUUCACAGCCAUUGGAUUAGGACCCUUGACGGAUAGAAUGAGAAGUACACUACAAAAAUUUGAAGAAGAGAGAAGAGAGAGAUAUUCCAAUGCUAUCCGAAAUAGUGAAUUGGAAGACAAGGAAAACGUAAGGACUCCAAGGAUGCAUCCAGAUAGACUUCGCAGAAAUCGGUCAAGAUCACCAAUUGGACGCCGUAACAGAUCUAGAACCCCGCCAAGGAGACGUAGAUAA
Molecule: messenger RNA, 1590 nt
Organism: Kluyveromyces marxianus DMKU3-1042
Lineage: Eukaryota; Fungi; Ascomycota; Saccharomycetes; Saccharomycetales; Saccharomycetaceae
Gene: CWC22
Product: U2-type spliceosomal complex subunit CWC22
Exons: 1
Coding region: 1-1590 (529 amino acids)
Biological process (GO): mRNA splicing, via spliceosome
Cellular component (GO): catalytic step 2 spliceosome
Molecular function (GO): RNA binding
Source: RefSeq, a predicted model, not a curated record